AAAAAUCCAGACCACGAUUUAUUCCAAUUAUAGAACUCACGCGUCUUCAUAAACAUUACCCUCUUCCUUUUUUUGUUUUCCUCUUUGAAAUUCUCAGUUUUUGAUUUUUUUUUUCUUUGCUUAUAACGGAGAGACCCUCUCCUUUAAUUUAGUUUUUCUUCUGGGUUCCUCCGCGAAAAAAAACCCUUUUAAUCUUCUUCAUACGUCCAAGAAAUCAUACGAGGACGAGAUCUUCCUAACGUCUUUGAUCUUCUUCAAUAGGAAAUAAUUCUGAUUUGGUCGAAGAUGUUGGGGGAUUUCAUCAUCAGACUCCUUGUAUUAAUACUAGGGUACACAUACCCAGCAUUCGAAUGCUUUAAAACGGUGGAGAAGAACAAAGUUGAUAUCGAGGAACUCAGAUUUUGGUGCCAAUACUGGAUACUGUUGGCGCUGAUUUCAUCAUUUGAGAGGGUUGGCGAUAUAUUUAUAUCAUGGUUACCGUUGUACGGAGAAAUGAAAGUGGUCUUCUUCGUAUAUCUCUGGUACCCUAAAACAAAGGGAACGAGACAUGUGUACGAAACAUUGUUGAAGCCUUACAUAGCUCAACAUGAGACAGAGAUUGACAGAAAGAUUAUGGAGUUGCGAGCUCGAGCUUGGGAUUUCUUCAUCUUCUACUUCCAUAACUUUGCACAGGCUGGUCAAUCCACCUUGAUUCAGGCUUUUCAGUACGUACUCGCUCAAUCGGUCCGGUUCUCUGCCGCAGCUAACCAACCGCCAAUGGAGCCGAAAGUGAACGUGAAAACGCGGUCACCAGUGGAGACGGAAAGUGAGACGUACUCACCUCCGGCUCCAAGACCGUUGAACAAAUCGCUAUCUGCGUUACGAUCGUUAGAGAAGCAAACAAGCAGGGGAAGGAAAUGGCCACCACCGACACCACCACCAACACCAGGCCGAGACGCAGCCGGAGCAUUCAACGGAGAGGAUGGAGCCAGCAUCCCCGAUACAAUCCCGGGAUCACCCCUCACCGACGCUCGAGCUAAGCUUCGCCGUUCUAACUCCAGGUCGCAGGCCGCAGCAUAGUAACGUACAUAAACGUGACUCGAGAUAACUGAUUCUAAUUUGUUAAAAGAUAUAUAUAGGGAAAGGAAAAAGAAGGAAGUGAAAAGUUUUGAAAUGUUUUAAAAAAACAAAACAGAUUGAUUUUGUUUUCUGUUACUUGUGUUUUUGUAAAUUGAAGCAGAAAGUAUUAAAUACAGCGACAAUAUUUGUGUUUGUAUUCGCUUGAUAUUAUCAUCGAAGUCCCUUCUAACUCCGGCUAAUGAAGCUUUCUUUCGGAUUUUUCGGUUCUUAGAUGGAAGGUAGAUCAUUUGUUGAUUAUA
Thlaspi arvense is the source of this 1358-nucleotide messenger RNA. The record is from the annotation of a GenBank genome assembly. Lineage: Eukaryota; Viridiplantae; Streptophyta; Magnoliopsida; Brassicales; Brassicaceae.